CUGAAUUCGAAAUUUCAAAAUCCCGCCUUCUAAAAACCCUAACCCCGGAGCGUCCAGCCCUAUCUCCGCCGUAAAAGGCUUGAUAAACGUUUGCUCAUCCCUCUACGUGACCGAAUUCUCCGUCUCGCUCAGCAAGAUCCAGAUUAUUGUUAAAUCGAAGCUUCUUUAAUAGCGAAAUGGAGCGUUACAUGACCAGAAGAGAUACUCUUGUUAGAGAAACAGUUAAAGAAGAAGAAGAAGACAAAAAUGGAGAUGAUUGUGAACUGGAUCUACUCUACCUUGUACAUUCUGAUAUCUCUUCUCUUCUUCACCAGAUUGAUGAGCUCGUUGUGAAAGCCACAAAGCUUAAGACUUUGAGCAAACAAGGGACAACAGAAGUUGAGUCUUUCAACUCUGUCUUGUCCGAUAUGCAUUCCUCACUAAAGACCUGGUUUCCUCGAUUGCAAGAAGCGUUGCUUUCUAAGGAUCAGGAAGAACGGUCUUUGAUGAGUUCAAGCAAAGAAGAUGAGUUGUACGAUGUUGAGAGUCCUGAGCCUACUCAGUUCGAGCCCUUAGUGUCUCCUUCUCCUCUUGUGGCAUGGCGUGGUGGUGAUCAUAACGCUGACAAGGGUAGGCAGCUGUUUAUGUUGACACCACUCCCCUUGGGAAAAUCUGAAUUCCUUAAAUCUAAGCUGAAAUCCAAAAGGAUCUUUCCAAAUGCUGCUGUAAAUCAACCGCUUCAAGCUUCUAAAGAAACAGGUGAUGGUGGUCUAGGAGAUGAGUCAAUGAAGACUGCAGGACUUGGUAACUCUUUCAUGGAUUCCUCUGAAAGUUUGGUAGAGUGUGAGCCAUUGCCUUCACCAGUCCUCAGGAGGAAUAUUCCGUCUGAGAUUUUAAUAACCCCUUGCUUGAAGGUGCCUCCUCCGAAAACUACUACACUGUUUAAACCUGUUCCUGAAUCUUCUCAACGGCAAAAGAAAGAGGCUUGUAAGUCCACCUGCUCCGAAUUGGGAGCUAGCACUUUUAAUGAUUCACAGAGCUCUGAGUCUUCUGGUAUAGAUGAAACAGACGAUCUCUAUUCCAAGUAUCCGGAGCUUAUGGGAUUAAAACUUGCUCCCAUAGCUAGAAAACACGAUCUUGAAGCCUCGCCGGUUUGGUGGUUUUCACCUCCCAAAACACUUGUUUUACUGGAGCCACCUGUGAAUGAGAAGAAACCAGUUGAUGAAACUGGUGGAUCAAGAACGGUAUCCUCAUUUGCUCUUACAAACCUUAAACCAGAAGCAGCACACAUAAAAGGGGAAAGCAUGUCAAUGGCGGUUGAGAGUACACCAUUGUUGAAAGAAGCAGAAAGUGUAAUGACAAAAAACAGACCAAGAGCGGGAGAGAGUACUCUAAAGAAAGAGCUGUGGACAAGAUUUGAAGAAGCAUCAAUGCAUGAGGGUCGUUUCAGCUCGAUGACGACGACAACGGUGAGAGGGAAUAAAAAGAAAGGGUUUAUGGAAAUGUUAGAGGAGGUAUGUGGCAAUGAGGAAAGUCACGAGUAAACUGAUGAUCAAAGCACUAUAGUCGAUGUAUUUCGUUUGUUUGUAAUUUUGUCACUCAUACGGUUCAAUCUUUCUCUACCACAUUGUGAAGUUCUAUGCUUCAAAUCCGCCCAAAUAUUACCGACGUUGAGUUGCCUAGUGGUAAAGGAGUUGCGGCUGACUAUUUACAAUGUUUGGGUUCCCGAUAAAAAGGUGAAACUAGCUUUUUUUGUAUCAAAAAGAAAAUUCACCCAAAUACUGAUUGAAUGUGGGUUACUUAUCCACCCAAAUAUUGAUUGAAUGUGGGUUACUUUUAGUGUCUCAAUUCUGUUA
Eruca vesicaria subsp. sativa (arugula) is the source of this 1835-nucleotide messenger RNA. NCBI's taxonomy places the organism in Eukaryota, Viridiplantae, Streptophyta, Magnoliopsida, Brassicales, Brassicaceae. The record is from the annotation of a GenBank genome assembly.